GAGUAACGUAUGUCUACCACCAUACUCGCAGGUCACGUUAAAAUCAUACGCAACUAGCUUCGUGUGCAAGUAAAAUACUGUCGUAACUUGGAUACACAGUUAACAUUCCUUUAACAAAUUAUAUGUUUGAAUUCGGUAUAAUGUUAUCUGCACGUAAAAUUGCUGUGAGCUGGCACUGGAUCACACCGUAUUUCCACCAACACUGUGGACUUUUUCUUUCCGGUUUACAACCCGCAACAUAGAAAUGGACCAAUCGCCGCUCGCCUUUAGUCGGGCGCAAGGUCACUGAUAGACUCAAGUCUGUUUUCAAGAUUAGCGACGCAUCCAUCGUGAGGAAGAUGGAAGCCAAAAACACGUGGUGUCACAGAGACCGACUAUUCGACGAGGCACAACGGCCUCUACGACAUUAACCUUUACCAGCAAUUUCUGCACUUUGUCAGAUGACCACAUCCACUCCUGAUGUGAAACCGAAGUUUUUUCUGUGCCUUGACUUUACAAACAUGCUUUCCGCUUUGGACGUAAGUGUCCUGGCUCCUGCAGGUGGCUGAGGGCCGUGCUAGCCAGUGACGUCAUGAUGGACAGCGAGGGCGACUCCAGUCCUUUCUCUCUCGCUCAGUCCUUAGGCGACGGCAGUGGCUACCCGACUAGCAGCACCAGCCUGAGCAGUCAGUAUCACGCUUGGGCGGCCGCGGCUGCUGCUGCUGCUGCAGCCUCCACGUCGGCGCUGAACAGCACCUCUAACGGCAGUAACAACAGCACAGAGCUGCCCGGGCACUUUUCCCCCGUGUCACCGGGCGGCCACGCCUCCAUGUACACCGACCACAUCGGCCUACAUACGUCACAGGCGACUGUGGACGUGUUGUCCGUGCGGCUUGCCCCGAGCGAGUAUCACGGGAGCCAGGGCCAAGCGGAUGGAUAUCACGGCCAGACCGAGGGAAGCCGGCAUGCCGCCGCCAGCCAGUCCGACUACCACGACCACGUAGGUGGAGGACAGGGAGAGCGCCACCUAGCAGUGGAGGUUUAUCACCAUGCUUCCUCCUCCUCCGCGUCCUCCUCCUCCUCCACAGCCCAGCAGCAGGGCGAGUACGGACAUGCCGGUCAAACCUCGGACAGGCUCGCCCAGGCGGAAUACCACAUCGGACAGCAGCCAGACAGGAUGGUGCACAACGACUACCACUCCGCCCAGCAGCAGGACCGUCACCCGCAGCUGGACUACCACGUGGGCCAGUCGGACAGGCUGACAGGGCCUCGGCGGGCAAGAAUAUCAUAACGGGACUCAGGGCGAGCGCAUGGGAGGACAGCAGGCCAGCGGCUACCACGCUGGGCAGGCCAGCGACCGGGGACUAGGACAAACGGAAUACCACUCUGGACAGGUUGACCUGGAUGUCGGAAUGCACUCCGAGUUUGAGCGAAGGCAUCUGGAAGCCAGCAUCCUGCCCAAGGAUCUGGUAGACGGCGGCCAGCGCAGCUCCGCUGUGGACUAUCUGUCGAGUCAUGGGAGCAGAGAACUGGCCAACCUGCACCGGGACAUAGUGGGACUGCAGAGAGAACUGGACCUCAGCGUGGGACAGAAUGUCUCGCCCUCACAGCGCGGUGCCACUACAGACCUGUCGACCUCUUCCUACGCUCUUGACCCCACGACCCUGCCGCACGACCUCAGUCCCUACAGUCAGCGGGAUCUCGAUCGCGCAGUGAUGUCGCAGGAAGUGGUUGGGGCCAGCACGCGGAUGGAGCGGGGCGUGGAGGCGGCGCCACCCUGGGUCUGCAUCCCCAGGACCUAGCGGUCAUCGGCAUGGGCAGUGCGCGCGACCUGGUGGACAUGGCGUCACUCGUCCGCUCCACCUCCACGCGUGACGACUCUGCUCACGUGCGUGACGUCAUCCACCGCCCUCGCGACCUUCAGCGGGCUCUGGAUGCUCUGGGACCCCUCGGCACUGCCACCCGCACCGACGUCAGUGACCUUACCGUGGCAGCAAACACAGUCACCAAAGGCAGUUCUAGGAGCUACUCUACGUCAUCUCGUCUGCUGAGCUCUGGCAGCAAGCGCCAGGGGCUGGUGUCUGGACAGACGGCGGACAUAAGAACUGUCGGUGGCGCCAAUAAGACCACCAGCACAUCCGUUAACUUUUUGUCGCUCGCUGCGUCCCGUGAUGCCAUGGCCAUGAUGGGGGCGCAGGAAUCAAGCGUGGGAAAUUGUUCCUCCAGAAUGAUUUCGUCUUCGGAUUUCUCUCGCCAGCAGGCAAGUGAGACUAGCAGACUCAGGCGUGAACUGACGACGCCAUACUCGGAUCUUGGUGUUCAUCGUCCUCUGCUGGGCUCCGCGGGAGUCUACAAGGCGGUGGAGACGCUUUUUGCCCCACACGAAUCCCUUGUGUCCACCGACACGUUAACGUCAUCGCGCGAACGGCUGUACGAGAUGAUGAAGCAGUAUCAGUUCUGUGAUGCAGUUAUGGCCACCAACCUUCACUCCAUCAAGGUGCACAAGGCGAUCAUCUGCUCGGCCAGUGCCUAUCUGUGCGGCGUGCUAAGUCAGACUAACAUGGGCAAGAGGGGCGGCCGAACCCUGACCGUCCAGUUCAAGGCCGACAUUCCGGCCCCCUCCCUCAACGCCUUCAUCGAUUUCAUCUAUCUCGGCCGCGUAGCGCUGUCAGUGAAAAACGCCCGUGACUUGCACGUGAUGGCACGUUGUCUGCAUAUGGAGACCCUGAAGAAAGCAUCCGAGGAAGUGCUGUGGACCGCGAAUCUGAACAGCGACACCGAUCUGAACAUCCCUGAACUGCUCUUGCUGGAACAGCACGUGGACAGGCGGGACCAGGCGUGUUCCGCUAACCUUCCUUCACCUCGCGAAGCCCCGGCCACACAGGAUGUGGGCGUGGUCACAGACGCUUGUCAUGCCGUAUCCACAUCCUCAAAUGUGGCCUGUCAGACGGAGAGCAGCCCUGCCUCAGCAGCCGUCGCCAUUUCCUCUUCCGGAUUGUCAGGAGAGAGAAGGUCUGCCCCCAACGCCUUAUGGGUAGGUGGGUUGGGCACGUUGAGCCUGAAUGCCAAGGGAACGGUCAGUGUGAGAGCGAGUGGAAAGUCAGGAGGCCCCCACUCGCCAGUCACAAACACUCCGGAGACUGCGGCACACUUAAAAUCGUCGUCAGUAGUCGCUGCCACAACUAACACCACCACCAUCGCCAGCGCGACUGCGCCUAUAACCAACCCUCAUCACAAGAAGCAGCUGGCGUCGGAGGCCUGCAGGUCAAGGUCUGGGGCAGUCAGCGACCUCGCCAGUUCACGGCCGGUGGAAGGGCGCGGCUCGGCCAUCAAUGCCGUGCAGGCCGACAGCAGCGCGUCACGAUCUGUCAUCAAAUCACGUAAGAGGCAGACAUCAUGUACUUCGUUAGACAAAGACAUGACCUAUCCUUCCCCACUCCCCGGACAAACAGUUCGCACCAUACAUCAUUCUUACGGGACCAGGGCUGCUGCCAGGACCCCCGCCAAAGAUCUGGUCACUCCUUUUCCACAGGCUUUGUGCAAAGAAAAUGGCAAAUCUUCAGCCUCCAGCCUUCCCAAGCCCAAAAUGGAAACCAGUGGUGCAGGUUCCGCUGCGAUCCUUAUGUCGGAUGAGGUCUGGGCCAACAGACUCAGAUGAUCAAACAUCGUGGAAGAACAUUAAAGGGACGUAU
Pomacea canaliculata is the source of this 3671-nucleotide messenger RNA. RefSeq lists its product as uncharacterized. Lineage: Eukaryota; Metazoa; Mollusca; Gastropoda; Architaenioglossa; Ampullariidae. Gene Ontology annotation, molecular function: protein binding. The transcript is spliced from 10 exons. The coding region runs from base 1793 to 3637 and encodes 614 amino acids. The record is from RefSeq and is a predicted model, not a curated record.